GCGAAUUUGGAGUAUCGUAGGCAGUUCCAAUGACAGGGCGCCGAUUACGGAACAGUCCGUUAUGAACCUUCUGUAAGGGAAGAGAUGUCAUAAAAAAACACUGGAAAAGUUACUUUUAAUAUUAAUUGACGAAUUGGAACAGAGAAGUAGGGGAUUGGGGACUUAAUGUGCACGUGAGAUAUUUGAUAUACGGCGCACGUUUGCCUACAUGCAUUGCUUCUCCCGCCUGAGGUCUCGUCCCAGACUAUUCUACCCAAAGACACUCUACAUACCCUACAUCAGCAGCGCGCAUCAGGGAUUCGCUACCAGAAACCGGGGGUUUCAUUCAACAACUAUGUCAGCACAACUCCCACCUAAGCUUAAGCCUGCUGCUCGAGUUGCAGGCCAAAGACAAGAUGUCUGGUCUAUCGUCAACGAGGCGGCGGCAGCCUCUCCAAAGCAGCCCAUCGUGAACAUGGGACAGGGCUUCUUCGGCUACAACCCGCCGCCCUUCAUUAUCAAUGCUGCCAAGUCGGCUUUGGAUCGAGUGGACUGCAACCAGUACAGUCCUACGAAAGGUAGGCCGCGACUAAAGAAGGCUAUCGCAGACGCCUACGAACCCUUCUGGGGACGGAAGCUCAACCCGGAAACCGAAGUUACUAUUACCACCGGAGCGAACGAAGGCAUGCUGAGUGCAUUUAUGGCUUUCAUUGAACCUGGCGAUGAGGUCAUUAUUUUUGAGCCGUUCUUUGACCAAUACAUCAGCAACAUUGAGAUGCCCGGUGGAAAGAUUGUCUAUGUCCCUCUGCACCCGCCAGGAGAUGGAGCAACGCGCACUUCGUCGUCUGCUGAGUGGAUCGUCGACUUUUACGAGCUUGAGAAGGCUAUUACGCCCAAGACGAAAAUGAUUGUCAUUAAUACGCCUCAUAACCCUGUUGGCAAGGUCUUCUCAAAGGGGGAACUUCAGAGAAUAGGAGACAUCUGCGUCAAGAAUGAGAUUAUUAUCCUUUCCGAUGAGGUGUACGACCGUCUUUACUAUACACCCUUCACACGAAUUGCAACACUCUCGCCCGAGAUCGAGAAGUUAACACUGACCGUCGGCUCGGCUGGUAAAAACUUCUAUGCCACUGGAUGGCGAGUAGGCUGGCUCAUGGGUCCUGAGCACCUAAUCCGCUACGUCUCUGCAGCCCACACGCGGAUCUGCUACUCGUCCGUUUCGCCAUUACAAGAAGCCUGCGCAGUCGGCUUCGAACAAGCUGAAGCCGAAGGAUUCUGGGAAGAGACGGUUCGGGACAUGAAGAAUAAGAUGAAGCUAUUCAACGAAGUAUGGGACGAGCUAGGCCUGCCGUACACAGACCCCGAGGGCGGGUACUUCGUGAUGGUGAACAUGCAGAAGGUCAAGCUGCCGGAGAACUACCCGUUCCCGCCACACGUAGCGAGCCGACCACGCGACUUCAAGCUCUCCUGGUUCCUGAUCCAGGAGGUUGGUGUGGCUGCUAUUCCGCCUACGGAGUUUUACACCGAUUCUAACGCGCAUAUUGCGGAGGAUUAUAUCCGUUUUGCCGUGUGCAAGGAGGAUCAUAUCUUAGAGACGGCGAAGGAGCGGCUUAGGGGGUUGAAGAAGUAUAUAGAGGGCUAGAUGGGUAGAAGGUAGAGUGUACGGGGAGAUGAGAUAGAUUUGCAAGGCGAUAGAUUUAUCAAGAUACGUUAAAGUUAAGGUAUAGCUAUAGCUAUAGCUAUGGGUGGUGUUUAGGUGCUGGCUGAGUGAACCUGCGUUUAUAAUACUUGAUCGACUGGUUACUGAGUCACGCUCAUCUUCCGCGUACGAAGUAUACAGCAACAACUGUGAGAACAUGGUACUAAUAUACUGUAAUCGUGAAUGAUUUAUAUAUAGG
This is a messenger RNA of Daldinia vernicosa, 1874 nucleotides long. RefSeq names its product PLP-dependent transferase. Gene Ontology annotation, molecular function: pyridoxal phosphate binding; L-kynurenine:2-oxoglutarate transaminase activity. Gene Ontology annotation, biological process: biosynthetic process. Gene Ontology annotation, cellular component: cytoplasm; mitochondrion. The record is from RefSeq and is a predicted model, not a curated record. Lineage: Eukaryota; Fungi; Ascomycota; Sordariomycetes; Xylariales; Hypoxylaceae. The coding region runs from base 209 to 1618 and encodes 469 amino acids. The transcript is spliced from 5 exons.